GCGUACCUGACGUCAGCGUGAAUAGAUUAAAUCUGCAGGACCCACAGGUGUGCGUACCUGACGUCAGGUUUGCUUGUUUGGGAUUUUAUUGCAAUUUUAACGGUAAAAGAAGACAAAAUGCCGAGCCGACGGACCAAACUGGAAGGAAAUAUUGAAAAUAAACACCAGCUGAGUCAGGAAAUGCGACACAAGAGACUGACGCUAUUUAUCCAACAGUUUGAGAAAGAAGCACAAGACCGCAUUAACUACUUGGAGUUCAAAUUGGAGAGCCUGUUGGCAACAGUGGACAAAGUGUUUAAAGUGGAGCUGAUGAAGAUGCCUCCUUCUCUUCAAAACACUCUCAUCAGGGAUCUGAUCAGCGAGGAGGAAGUCUCAGCCAGUGAGGUGUCUAUUGCCAUAAUGAGCGAGUCCCGUGAAAUGGCUCAGCCGCUCAGGCGAAUCCCCAGUAAAAAAUUAAAAUCAACUGACUCUCCACCAGUGUUGUCCACCCCAAGCCAGAGGUCUUCUACCAGGAAUCCAAAGACCGGUAAAGCCAAAACAAGGACUAGACAAUUGGUUGGAAGCAACAGCACUGGAAAUCUCAUGGGUUCCUCGGUGACGGCCAAACGACCCCAGAGCUGUUUGAUGAGUCGCAAAACUGCUGAACAGCCGGUACAGAUCCAGAAAACGCGUAAACUCAGGUCUGUUGUGUCUGCUGGUGAUCUGCAUUGUUCAAUGGGAGAAUCCACAGCCCACAUCACUGUGACCACCGCGCAGGGAGAGAUGUUAAGUUUUUCUGAAGAGAAAAAGGAUGAAAUAAACUUGGAGUUGCUUGAUGACGUUGCUUGGUGCCAGAUUCAGAAGCUUACGGGUCUCAUGGAGUAUUUAUCUCAGCGGAGUCGCUCUCAGCGAUAAAAAUGUCUCAACGUCCACUUUUGACCUGGACUGAGCCUGCUCACCUGCUUCGCUUUUUAUAUUUAGUAAUUUGUUCAAGAUGAGUUAUAACAAAAUGUGUAAUAUUAAGAAAUAUAAAUAUCAUGGUGUUUUUUUUUUAUGUAAUAAAGUUUACUAGUGUUAUAUGAUUGUUAAAUCUGUCCUGUCUAAAUGGAAAUGUUUAAUUUUUUUUUGUUCUAAAUGUUUUACCAUUUAAUUAGUAUCUUAUAUUUGUUAGAAAUUAUUUGAUUAAAUAAAAGUUAAUAUACAAUG
Girardinichthys multiradiatus is the source of this 1185-nucleotide messenger RNA. RefSeq names its product cell division cycle associated 9 (gene cdca9). The coding region runs from base 118 to 894 and encodes 258 amino acids. The record is from RefSeq and is a predicted model, not a curated record. Gene Ontology annotation, biological process: mitotic sister chromatid segregation. NCBI's taxonomy places the organism in Eukaryota, Metazoa, Chordata, Actinopteri, Cyprinodontiformes, Goodeidae. The transcript is spliced from 10 exons. Gene Ontology annotation, cellular component: chromosome passenger complex; spindle midzone; chromosome, centromeric region.